GAAAAGUAACAAGAUGAGGGAAAGUUAGGAAAGGUAAAGGUAUUUAUAUAGUUUUUUUUUUGAGAUAUAUUUACAUAAUAUGUGAGUAAUGCUUUUUCACAUAAAUUACGUGAUACGCCAAUGAAAUUGAUUAGUCUUGACUCCAUUGAUUCAUGAGUCAUGAUAACAACUCUGAUAUUUCUUAUAGUGCCUUGCGUAAAUAUAGUGCCUUGUGCAAAUAUAAUACUUUCCGCAAAUAUAGUAACUCGCAAAAAUAUAGUAACUCGCGAAAAUAGUGACUCGCGAAGUUCUAUUUUUUUAUCGAUCAUGGUCAUCCGAUUUUUCUCACGAUUCGAAAGUAAUACAUUAUUAAUAGACUCGUAUUAUUUUGAUAACUCUAACGUCAUUUUGACUAUUUUAUAGAAAUACAGUUUGUU
This is a messenger RNA of Rhizophagus irregularis DAOM 181602=DAOM 197198, 416 nucleotides long. The record is from RefSeq and is a predicted model, not a curated record. NCBI's taxonomy places the organism in Eukaryota, Fungi, Glomeromycota, Glomeromycetes, Glomerales, Glomeraceae.